This is a messenger RNA of Colletotrichum destructivum, 1918 nucleotides long. RefSeq names its product Putative major facilitator, sugar transporter, major facilitator superfamily. Gene Ontology annotation, molecular function: carbohydrate:proton symporter activity. The coding region runs from base 163 to 1713 and encodes 516 amino acids. The transcript has 5 exons. Gene Ontology annotation, biological process: transmembrane transport; carbohydrate transport. Gene Ontology annotation, cellular component: membrane. Lineage: Eukaryota; Fungi; Ascomycota; Sordariomycetes; Glomerellales; Glomerellaceae. The record is from RefSeq and is a predicted model, not a curated record.
UCUCUCUCCCUCCUCGACCGACUCACUCUCUCCAACUUGGGUUCCUUCGCCUCCUUUCUGCCAGAGUUGCCCUGACCCACGUCUCUCGCUCCCUCUCCAGCCGACAUAACGACUUCUUUUCCCUGAUCCCCAGUGUUGUCUUUGACAGCAACCGUCGUCGAGAUGGCUCCCACCGGGAAAAGAGUGUACAACUGGUACAUCUCCUUGAUGGCCGCCAUGUGCAUGGUUCUCUACGGCUACGACGCCUCCGUCUUCAACUCCCUCCAGGGCUCGCAGAACUGGCUCGCCUGGGUCGACGUCGACCUCAAGAGGGACACCCAGCUCAUCGGCCUCGUCAACACCGCCUACACCAUCGGUGCCAUCGUCGCCGGUUUCUUCAUUGGCGGCCCCAUCGCCGAUUACCUCGGACGCCGCUGGGGCAUGGCCAUCGGCUGCAUGGUCACCAUCGUCGCGACCCUCAUGCAGACCUUCACCCCGCACCACAAGAUCGGCGUCUUCAUCGCCGGCCGUGUCAUCAUCGGUCUCGGCCAGGGCAUGGCCCUGACUGCCGGCCCUGUCUACAUCGGCGAGGUCGCCCCCUCGGAGAUCCGUGGCCACAUCAUGGCCUGCUGGCAGAUGUUCUACUCCGUGGGCAGCUUCAUCGCCUACUGGAUCAACUACGCCUGCUCCAAGCGCCGCGCACAGCUCGGCGAGUGGGACUGGCGCAUGGUCGUCAUCUUCCAGAUGCUCGUCCCCAUCAUCAUCAUCAUCGCCCUGCCCUUCCAGCCCGAGAGCCCGCGCUGGUAUAUCCAGAAGAACGACAACGUCGAGGCCGCCCGCGCCGCCCUCAUGCGCAUCCGCGACACCGAGCAGGAGGUCGAGGAGGAGCUCCUCCAGAUCCGCGAGGCCAUCGAGUACGAGAAGGAGGCCAUCAGCAGCAGCUACUCCGCCCUCUUCAAGGACCCCUCCGUCCGCAAGCGCCUCUACCUCGCCUUCGCCCUCAACGUCGGCCAGCAGCUCACCGGCCAGGGCACCCUCAACUCGUACUCGACCGCCAUCUACAAGAAGGUCUGGCCCUCCAACGACACCAUCAACCUCAUCAACGCCCUCAACGCCACCAUGGGCAUCUUCUUCACCCUCAACGCCAUGUGGACCGCCGACCGCUUCGGCCGCCGUUGGCUCUUCAUGGUCGGCGCCGCCGGCAUGGCCGUCUGCAUGCUCAUCGUCCCCAUCGUCGGCAUGAAGACCCCCACCGCCGCCGACGGCACCAAGAGCGAGCCCGUAGGCAUUGCCAUUGUGUUCCUGCUGUUCCUAUUCAUCUUCUUCUACAAACCCACCUGGGGCGCGACGACCUGGAUGUGGACAGCCGAGAUCUUCUCCGUCAACGUGCGCGCACAGGCCGUCGGCAUGUGCUCGCAGAUGCAGAACGUCGCCAACACCAUCUUCCAGCAGUUCUUCCCGACCUUCCUCGCCAACGAGGGCCUCAACUGCCUCUUCUUCUUCAUGGCCAUGAACCUGGUCCUCGGCGUCUUCGUCUACUUCUGCAUCCCUGAGACCAAGCAGAUCCCGCUCGAGCAGAUGGACCGCCUCUUCGGCGGCGCCGACCACACCGAGAAGGGCGGCCAGAUGCUCGGCGUCGCCGGCCACGACGGCGCCCACGACGCGCACGACCGGGCCCCCGGGAGCAAGGACGGGGCGGAGGUGCAGCAGUCUGAGCGGAGGCAGGUUGUUUAAGGAGGUUGGAUCGAGAGAGAGAGAGAGAGAGAGAGAGAGAGAGGGAGUAAUGAGUAACGCGGAUUGGUGUACUAUUAUCACAGCACAUCGAGUCACCCGGCAGUGGUCGACCGUUGUCGCAUUAUACCCCAGAUUGUGGAAUUAAUAGGUUGCCAUGUGCCAUUCCCAACUCUUGAUCCGGAACCCCAAAUGAACCCCCGUCUAC